ACGGUCAAGUGGUUUCCCGAACCCAUUUAAUUUGUUAUUUGUUAUCCUUUGUUGUGAAGCAACGAGAUUACAAAUUCAAGUGAAAUUGAUAUGAAGAUCACAUACAAAACGUGAUGAGCGGCGGAAAAUUAACCAAGAAAUUUGAGCAUACAGAUAGACAUAUGCAGCUAAGACUGCCACUUACCUGUGCGACGAGUUUAGUCGUUUCUGUGUCCUUUUCUCUUAACUUGUUUCGUCUACAAGAAGUGUGUGUGUGUGUGAAUAAAUAUGACAAGAACAAAAGAAAAAAAAUGCCACACCACUAAAACUUCACACUUUCAUUCUCUUUGCAAAAAACAGAAACACAAAGAAUGAGACACACUCUUUGGUCGCGUCGUAAGAGCGACACUUGUGUUUAGAGUAGUUAACAGUUUGUUUGUACACACGCAGCAACAGUUUAUCUCUGAUCCUUAAAGCGUAUACAACGUAGAAACGCGGUAAAUACGUAACGUCGUAAAUAAAUUGUAAUCGUCAUUGCCGUGAAAUCCCAAGCGCUUUCUUAUCAUCGGCAAAAUGUAUAAACGGCAAGCGACGCCAGCGGUCAUACAAUUGCUCAUCAUUUUGCUGGCGUUCGGCUGUCAGCUGCUCACCACGGCCAAUGACGUCACGCGCGAUGGCUGCAAUGAAUUCGUUUGCGGUUCAAUCGUCUCCAAGUGCCUCUUAACGCAGAGCUGUCAGUGUAAGCUGAGCAAUGCGACUUGUCUGCAAGAAUGCCUCAACUGUUUGGGCGAUUUGUACACGGAGUGCUGCAGCUGCUUGGAUAUGUGCCCGAAAAUCACGGACGCACUUGACGCCGCUGCGCCACGUUCGCAAUUUGGCGAGUUUGAAGGUCUGCCUGAACUCUUCGAGACGCUCACCGAAGACGAUGACAACUGGACGGUGAUGCGCUUUGCCAUGCGCUCCAGUUUGCGGCGUCACUAUGGCGCCGGAUUUGGCGUGAGUCUGAUGGGUGCUGGGAGCGAUGGUGAUGCUAUUGACCGCCAAGCGUCACUGCAGAAGCUGCAAUCAACGGGCACAUCGACGGCGCCGCAUCUCAACUGCACGGUUAUCUAUCUGAACGAGUGCAAAACGUUUCACAAGUGUGCGCAAGAUUGCGAAAAUAUGGGCGCGAAUAGUUAUCGCUGGUUCCAUGAUGGCUGCUGUGAGUGUGUGGGCGCCAACUGCCUCAGCUAUGGCAUCAACGAGAGCCGCUGCUCGGCGUGUCCGGAAGAUGAGGAGAAUGCUGCGGCUGGUGAGGAUUACGAUGACGAAUCGACGUGGACCUACGGCGAGGAGGAGAAUAAUUAUAAUUAAUUAAUUUAUUGUGUGGCUUUGAACUGUUUGGAAGAUGGCGUUGAAGCAGUGAAAGUGAAAGAAGUUGACAUGUAACGAAUAUUUUGUUGUUACUCGAUUUGGUGCACUCAGUCAGCCUGCCGCCAGUGAUAAACAAUAGUUAGCUACAUACACAUAUACAAAUGUAUAUGUAUUUAUUUGUGUAUAUUAACGCAGCGUUUACUCUUUGGUGUUGGCAAGUCAAGUGUUUGUGGGGCUAAUUGUAUAACGAAGUAAAGAUGCUUUACUUCAUCUAGUGUCUAGUGUUGCUAAUAAUAAAUAAAUUAUAAAGAAAUGUGUAUACACAUGUAAUUGUAUGUGUAUUAGUGUCAUUGUUAUUUUUUGCCAAAAUUUUUGUACUUUUAAAAUAUUUAACGAGAUUUAUUUACUUCUUUAAAAAAUAUAAAUAUCAAUAAUUGUGUAUAAUUUUUAAUAAACGAUUUUCUGGCAUUUUCAAAAAUAGCAAAUUCCAUAUUUGAGAUGCUCAGGCAUUUGUAUUAAUUUUUAUUUGAAAAACUUAACCUUUUUUGUAAAACGAUUUCUUAUGAAAAUAAAUAUGUAAAUAAACAUUUUUUGCUUUCCAACUAACUACAAAUAAAAAAAUUACAAUUCACUGAACCAAACGAAUAUUUAAUGUGUGCAUUAUUUUUAAACCCGACUUGUAUAGUAUUAAUAAAAGUAAUUUUCAAUAUCAACAGGCAUAUAUUUUCAAUAAUUGUGUAUAAUUUUUAAUAAACGAUUUUCUGGCAUUUUCAAAAAUAGCAAAUUCCAUAUUUGAGAUGCUCAGGCAUUUGUAUUAAUUUUUAUUUGAAAAACUUAACCUUUUUUGUAAAACGAUUUCUUAUGAAAAUAAAUAUGUAAAUAAACAUUUUUUGCUUUCCAACUAACUACAAAUAAAAAAAUUACAAUUCACUGAACCAAACGAAUAUUUAAUGUGUGCAUUAUUUUUAAACCCGACUUGUAUAGUAUUAAUAAAAGUAAUUUUCAAUAUCAACAGGCAUAUAUUUUCAAUAAUUGUGUAUAAUUUUUAAUAAACGAUUUUCUGGCAUUUUCAAAAAUAGCAAAUUCCAUAUUUGAGAUGCUCAGGCAUUUGUAUUAAUUUUUAUUUGAAAAACUUAACCUUUUUUGUAAAACGAUUUCUUAUGAAAAUAAAUAUGUAAAUAAACAUUUUUUGCUUUCCAACUAACUACAAAUAAAAAAAUUACAAUUCACUGAACCAAACGAAUAUUUAAUGUGUGCAUUAUUUUUAAACCCGACUUGUAUAGUAUUAAUAAAAGUAAUUUUCAAUAUCAACAGGCAUAUAUUUUCAAUAAUUGUGUAUAAUUUUUAAUAAACGAUUUUCUGGCAUUUUCAAAAAUAGCAAAUUCCAUAUUUGAGAUGCUCAGGCAUUUGUAUUAAUUUUUAUUUGAAAAACUUAACCUUUUUUGUAAAACGAUUUCUUAUGAAAAUAAAUAUGUAAAUAAACAUUUUUUGCUUUCCAACUAACUACAAAUAAAAAAAUUACAAUUCACUGAACCAAACGAA
Zeugodacus cucurbitae (melon fly) is the source of this 2874-nucleotide messenger RNA. Its product is annotated as protein twisted gastrulation. NCBI's taxonomy places the organism in Eukaryota, Metazoa, Arthropoda, Insecta, Diptera, Tephritidae. The record is from RefSeq and is a predicted model, not a curated record. Gene Ontology annotation, biological process: regulation of BMP signaling pathway. The coding region runs from base 553 to 1332 and encodes 259 amino acids. The transcript has a single exon.